Messenger RNA from Colletotrichum spaethianum, 978 nucleotides. RefSeq names its product pectate lyase H. The coding region runs from base 1 to 978 and encodes 325 amino acids. Gene Ontology annotation, cellular component: extracellular region. Gene Ontology annotation, biological process: pectin catabolic process. Gene Ontology annotation, molecular function: pectate lyase activity. The transcript is spliced from 2 exons. The record is from RefSeq and is a predicted model, not a curated record. NCBI's taxonomy places the organism in Eukaryota, Fungi, Ascomycota, Sordariomycetes, Glomerellales, Glomerellaceae.
AUGAAGUACACCUUCGCUGUCGCUCUUAGCACCCUUGUGCUCGGCAUCACUGCCGCCCCGGCGGCCAACGGCGCAACUCAGGGCAACGCCAUUGCUCACGCCGAGCGUGGCUACUUCGACUUCCUUCACCACGCCGCCCGCGCGGAGAAGCCAAGCAAGACCAGAUCUGCUAAGGGCCCCAAGAAGACGAAGCCUAGCAAGACCCGCAAGCCCGGCUCCAUCAUCACAUCCGCCCCUGGCGCUCCUGGCAACGGAACCAACAAUUUCGAGAUCCGUGCCAGCAACGGCACUGCCGCCGCCGGUGGCCUGCCCGCCUCCUCCGGUACCUCUGUUCUGAAGGCGGCCCAGACUGUCGCUGCUGGUCAAUCCUUCGAUGGUGGCAUGGUUGCCUUCGACCGUGGUGUCUCCUGCACUGGCCAGGCCGAAGGCGGUGACUCUGAUGCUGUCUUCAUCCUCGAGAAGGGCGCCAAGCUCUCCAACGUCAUCAUCGGCCCUAACCAGAUUGAGGGCGUUCACUGCAUGGGUGGCUGCUCUCUCGACAACGUCUGGUGGUCCGCGGUAUGCGAGGACGCUUUCACCAUCAAGAAGCAGGAUGCCGGCGAGACCACCACCAUCACCUCCGGCGGCGCGUUUGGAGCCGAGGACAAGGUUCUCCAGCACAACGGCGCUGGCACUCUCUCCGUCAGCGGCUUCACAGUUGAGACCUUUGGGAAGCUUUACCGCAGCUGCGGCAACUGCAAGACCAUGUACGAGCGUCACGUCAUCUUUGAUAGCAUCAACGCGUCUUCUGGAAAGCUUCUUGCUGGAAUCAACUCUAACUACGGUGAUACUGCUACCUUCAAGAACGUUGUUGCUAAGAGCGUCAAGACGAUCUGCACUGAGUUCAAAGGCAACGACAGCGGCGACGAGCCAACUGAGAUCUCUUCCGGUCCCUCCACGUACUGCAAGUACUCUACUUCCGACAUAACCAGCUCUUAA